AUGUCCGCCGCGCGCGGUGCUCUGUUGCGUCUCGGCGCGAGAUUACGAUUAGCUCAACCGAUGCGCCCCGCCUCAGGGGCGUCGCGCGGUUUCGCGAGCGGAGGUGGCGGGGUGACGCACGAGGGCGUGACGCUGCACGACGCGUCCUUCGCGCACAAGGCGUUGGGCACCGGAUUCGGCGCGGUGAUGUGGUUUUGGGUGUUCUAUAGAUUUUAUCACGACGGUGACACGUUGAUUUACGGUCACGCACCGCACUUUGAACACGACGACGAUGACCAUCACUGA
Ostreococcus lucimarinus CCE9901 is the source of this 285-nucleotide messenger RNA. RefSeq lists its product with no specific name. Bases 1 to 285 code for a protein of 94 amino acids. NCBI's taxonomy places the organism in Eukaryota, Viridiplantae, Chlorophyta, Mamiellophyceae, Mamiellales, Bathycoccaceae. The record is from RefSeq and is a predicted model, not a curated record. The transcript is spliced from 2 exons. Gene Ontology annotation, cellular component: mitochondrial inner membrane.